GCGCAGUGUGUUGCUUGUUUCUUCAAUCAGCACAAGGGCCGAAGGUCAAGUUGGACAACUGGCUCUGGCGUGAGCAGAGAGCAGCAUUGUAUCAGCGCGCGUCAUCAUGUACAGGGCUGGCGCUGCAAUGAUUGUGCCAAGGCUGUGGAAGGCCGUUCCUUUGGUCCGCAGGAGCAGCAGCGCGGCCUCGUCGGUGCUCAAGCUGUUCCAGAACAAUGCAGACUUCCCGUCCAGGCACAUCGGGCCCAGGGACAGCGAGCAGACCGAGAUGCUCGACUUCAUUGGAUACAGGACCUUGGAGGAAAUGACAGACAAAGCAGUACCUGAGACGAUAAAAUUGAAACGGGAGCUCAACAUUGAGGAGCCAACAGCCGAGCAUGAAUUGAUGAUCAGGAUCAAGAAAAUCGCUGAAAAGAAUAAGAUUUGGCGCUCGUACAUCGGUAUGGGAUACCACAACUGCUGCACUCCUCAUACGAUUAUGAGGAACAUUUUUGAAAACCCUGGCUGGACUACUCAGUACACACCAUACCAACCUGAGGUAGCUCAGGGUCGGCUGGAAGGUCUCCUAAAUUACCAAACGAUGGUUUCCGAUCUGACCGGCAUGGAAGUGGCAAACGCCUCCCUGCUAGACGAAGGAACUGCUGCUGCAGAAGCUCUUAGUCUGUGCUACAGGCAAAACAAGCGGCGCAAGCUUUUCAUCUCGCACAAACUGCAUCCGCAGACGAAGAGUGUGGUGGAAACGCGCGCGUCUUCCCUUGGCCUGCAGGUCGUCCACGGCAACGUGCUCUCGGUCGACUUUUCAAGCAGGGACUACGCCGGAGUACUGCUCCAGUAUCCUGACACAGACGGCAACAUCAUGGACUUUUCAGAGCUGUCCAAAAAUGCCCAUUCGAAUGGUACACUGGUUGUCUGUGCGACCGACCUCCUAGCCCUGACUUUGCUCAGGCCCCCAAGCGAAUUCGACGCUGAUGUCGCUGUCGGAACGAGCCAGAGAUUUGGUGUGCCUCUCGGCUACGGCGGCCCUCAUGCCGGCUUCUUCGCCUGCCGGCAGUCGCUUGUACGCCUCAUGCCUGGCAGAAUGAUUGGUGUCACUAGGGACAUCAACGGUUUGGACGCUUAUCGUCUGGCGCUGCAAACAAGAGAGCAACACAUUCGACGUGACAAGGCAACCAGCAACAUUUGCACCGCCCAAGCGCUGCUCGCCAACAUGUCUGCAAUGUAUGCUGUCUACCACGGGCCCCAAGGACUGAAGGAAAUUGCAACCAAAGUGCAUGAUGCCACUCUCCUUCUGGCUGCUGGUGCCAAAAGCGUUGGGCACGUUGUUAUGAAUCCAUUGUUCUUCGACACCAUCAGACUUUCGCCUAACUGCGAUGUUUCAAUAAUUCAAGAAAGAGCUCGCCAGAGAGAAAUCAACCUGAGAUACUAUGAAGAUGGAACAGUAGGAAUUUCCCUUGAUGAAACUGUGAGGAUAGCAGAUAUUGAAGAUUUACUUUCCACUCUUGGAUACCAUGGCAGUGCUUCUGAACUUGUUGAAGAGAGUGCACAAGAAAUUCAGAGCAUGAGUCUACUGAAUUCUCAAUUCAAAAGAACAUCUCCGUAUCUCACUCAUCCUGUGUUCAAUUCGUACCACUCUGAAAGCAGAAUUGUCCGCUACAUGAAAAUGCUUGAAAACAAAGACAUCUCUUUGGUCCAUUCAAUGAUUCCUUUGGGGUCGUGCACCAUGAAGCUGAACAGCACAACAGAAAUGAUGCCAUGCACAUUGAAACAUUUCACAGACAUCCACCCUUUUGUACCACUGGACCAAGCUCGAGGAUACGCUCAGCUUUUUGAAGAGCUCGAAAAAGAUCUUUGUGAGAUCACUGGCUACGACAAAAUCUCUUUCCAACCCAACAGUGGUGCCCAGGGAGAAUAUGCUGGUUUGAGGGCCAUAAAAUCAUACUUGGAAGCAAAAGACGAAGGGCACAGAAACAUUUGUUUGAUUCCUGUUUCGGCGCACGGCACAAAUCCAGCCUCCGCUCAGAUGGCGGGAAUGCAAGUCGAGGCCAUCAAUGUGUGUAAAGAUGGAACAAUCGACAUGCGUCACCUAAUAGCCAAGGCUGAAAAGCACAAAGAAAAUCUGGCGUGUUUGAUGAUCACUUAUCCAUCUACUUUUGGAGUUUUUGAGGAGACAGUCGCAGACGUUUGCAAAAUCAUACAUGAUCAAGGCGGUCAGGUUUAUCUGGAUGGUGCGAACAUGAACGCGCAAGUGGGAGUCUGUCGGCCUGGAGACUAUGGGUCAGACGUGUCCCAUUUGAACUUGCAUAAAACCUUCUGCAUUCCUCAUGGCGGUGGCGGACCUGGCAUGGGCCCUAUCGGAGUGAAGGAGCAUUUAGCGCCGUUCCUUCCAAGCCACCCAGUCGUCGAUCCGCUCGCCUCGCUCGGCACCAGUUCAAAGUCCUUUGGCGUGGUCAGUGCCGCGCCGUUUGGGUCGUCUGCGAUUCUUCCCAUUUCCUGGGCUUACAUUAAGAUGAUGGGCGCAAAGGGACUGAGGAAAGCAACCCAAGUGGCAAUUCUGAACGCUAAUUACAUGAGCAAACGGCUCUCCAAGCACUACCACACGCUGUUCAAAGGCAAAAAUAGUUUGGUGGCACACGAAUUCAUAAUCGAUGUCAGACCCUUCAAGAAAACCGCAAACAUCGAGCCAGUUGAUUUAGCCAAGAGGCUAAUGGACUACGGCUUCCAUGCGCCAACCAUGUCGUGGCCAGUUGCUGGGACCCUCAUGAUUGAGCCCACUGAGUCUGAGGAUAAGCAGGAGCUGGACAGAUUCUGCGAAGCGUUGAUAUGCAUUAGAAAGGAAAUCCAAGACAUUGAAGAAGGUCGCAUGGACAUCAGGACGAACCCUCUGAAAAUGGCCCCACACACUCAGGCGCAAGUGAUAACCUCGGAAUGGAACAGGCCCUACUCCAGGGAACUGGCCGCCUUUCCUGCUCCAUUCGUCAGGCCAGAAAGCAAAAUUUGGCCAACUGUCGGCCGCAUCGAUGACAUUUACGGGGAUAAACACCUCGUCUGCACCUGUCCCCCAAUUCUGCCAGCUUACUCGUUUUGAUUGUGAUUUAAGAAUAAAGUAGUUUCUUAA
Molecule: messenger RNA, 3115 nt
Organism: Cloeon dipterum
Lineage: Eukaryota; Metazoa; Arthropoda; Insecta; Ephemeroptera; Baetidae
Product: glycine dehydrogenase (decarboxylating), mitochondrial
Exons: 18
Coding region: 107-3085 (992 amino acids)
Biological process (GO): glycine decarboxylation via glycine cleavage system
Cellular component (GO): glycine cleavage complex; mitochondrion
Molecular function (GO): glycine dehydrogenase (decarboxylating) activity; pyridoxal phosphate binding; glycine binding
Source: RefSeq, a predicted model, not a curated record